This is a messenger RNA of Salvia hispanica, 959 nucleotides long. RefSeq names its product jagunal-like protein. Lineage: Eukaryota; Viridiplantae; Streptophyta; Magnoliopsida; Lamiales; Lamiaceae. The record is from RefSeq and is a predicted model, not a curated record. Gene Ontology annotation, biological process: endoplasmic reticulum organization; vesicle-mediated transport. Gene Ontology annotation, cellular component: endoplasmic reticulum membrane.
CUUAAAUUCAAGAAAUUGUAUAAAAAUAAAAUUGUAAAAUGCAACACUUAUAUCAUCAAAAUCGGAAGAAAUCCACAGAAUCAGAUCGAUCUUCUUCCUCGCGCGAUUUCUGCUUCAAGCUCUCUUCAUCACGUUGAAGAUCAAUUAGAGUAGUUAAACCGCACAAAAGGGGAAGGAAUGAGUCAGAGAAAAUCUGUUAAUGGGAGGCCAUCGGGGACCGACGGCUCUGAUUUUUCAUAUCGAAUGGUCGUCGAUUCCAGAUACCAAAGAGUAGCUGAAGGAAAAUCUCGCCUCAGCAAACUGAUAUUUAUCCAGGGCUUUAUUCAAUUGCUUGCUGCGGUAGUUGUAUUUUUGCCUACGAUGGAAGGGGGAGCUCUUGAUAGGCUUUCAGUCUCUUCGAGUGUCAUUUUCUUUGUUUCUCUAUUGAUAGGAGAAUUAGGUCGAAAGCGUAGCCUAGCUAGCCUUUUGAAGCUGUACUUGUUUGGAUCUUCGGUUGCUGUUAUUAUCUCAGUUUUCUCUGUGCUUCAGAGUAAAAAUUCACUUAAGGUUAUCAAAGAUUUGAGUCGGUGGGCGACAUCAAAGCUGGAAGUUUCACAUAUCGGUGUUGUUUCACUUGGACUAGUGGUGCAAGUAUUUGCUUUUGCAGUGACGACCUCCCUCAUCCACAACAUGGCUCCUCCCAAGAGGUCCUCGUGAUCUAUUUCUUUGGUUUUAGUUCUAGAGGAGAGCAAUCACAUCUGGUUUCAACUUCAACAUCAUCCAAGGCGGAAACGGACUCCUUUCUUGGAACACAAAGGUGUGUGUAUCGGAUGUUCACGGUUCUUGUACUGUGUUUUCUUAUUAGUCAUGCGUCCAAGCUAGAUACUGUGUGGGUCAGAGUAUGGGAUCAUUUGACGGGUCGGGACUCGACUUGUCCCACAUUUUAUUUUACUAUAUAUUGGAAAAGAUUUUGACCUCCA